CAAGUGGUGGUCAAGUAACACAUUUGAAAAGGAUGAGGCGCGGUCAAACAAUUGCCAAACGUCCAAAUCGGUGCCAAUCAGCAUCGUACACUAUGUAUCUUUGAACGUCCUCUGAUGGCGGCCAUGUCUUCAGCUCAGCUGGUAAGCGCGCUCCAGGCGCAGCAAGAGAAGAUUGAGAGCAAUGCCGACCGCCCUGACAGAAGCAUUCAUUGCUGUGGCAGAAUGCAUGGAGAGCUACUUUUACGUCAGCGAUCUGGCUGUCCAGUCUGCGGAAGUCAAGGACUCGAUGGCCAAGUUUGGUUGGGCCUGGCUGGAGCUUCCUGAGUUCCCUGUGCGCAAGCUUUUUCCAGCUGCAGCAAAGGCACUGCAGCAGUUCCCCGAGCACAGGGGCCUUGUGCUGGCAAUUGCGGACUGGUGCACCGAUGCUUGCAAGCAGAGUGUGAUUGCGAAGCUGGAGGCGCUGCGCUGUAGGAUGCUACAGGGCCUCUGCCUCGCAGCAGGGCAUCUGGCAUUGAGAGGAAGGUUUGAUAGCAACGGAUACAUGAUCGCUGGACGCAUCUUCGAAGCAAUGCAGAAGGCUGCAGAGACUCCGAGCAUCCAAUUCUACUCGCGUCCAAUAGAAGUCAAAGACGAGUUCUACUCGGCAGCGAGGGACGCCUGGCGUGAAGUCGGACUAGAAACGGUUGUAGCCACCUUGGAAGAACCCCUCCGCGAGAGGUUUGGAGCUGUGAACCACGCACUCCGUUUAACAGCAUACUUUCUGAGAAACCACUCAGGGGUGGUUGAACUCACGAACACAGACCACAGUGUCGCAACAACGCAGUUGUACCUGGAAGUCUUGAAGAGCAUGGGGGAGGCGUUUGGCAACACAUUCCCUGGAUUGGCAGGGAACACCGCUUUUCAGAGGUAUCUGAAAGGUACUCUUCGGGGGAUCCAAGCAGGAUCCUCCUUGCCAGGAUCCCCCUUUGGAGAUUGCGCCAAUCUGGCUAAAGAGGCCUUGCUGAUUUACGAACGAACAAUCAAUCCUCUGGGCGUCCCUUGGGAUCAGAGAAACCCGUGCCUGCUGACCGCCCUCAACGCGCAUCACCAGCAAAUCUCUGACGUCAGCCAGCUCGAGAUCUCGGCUGAGGUCAUCGCUUACAGCGAACUCCGCAAAGAUGUCAGGCGAGAGAUCUUGGGGAUUGCAGGGACGUGCGCUGCGGCAGAUGCCAAAGCAGGCGUCGAAAGCAGCUCAGCAGGCCCAUCCGGUCACAACGAAGAUACCAAAAACGAGCAAGCGGGUGACGCCUCCACUUCCAAGCGGGAAGGGAGGGCGAAAGAACGCGCGUGCGCCAAGUGUGGAACAACGCAAAAGCAGCGUGGCUCUGGAGAGCCGGCUUUCAAGAAAUGCUCGCGCUGCAUGUCCACGUACUACUGCGGACCCCAGUGUCAAAAGGCCCAUUGGAAGGAGCACAAGCCUGUGUGUGUGUCUCGAUAGAUCGUUUCCCGUGAAGCCUGCUCGGGGAACCUGUACAGAGAACCGCUAAUAAAAGAUCAGAUCAGUGCUACGAUGGCGAGGUAGGUAAUCUAGAAUCUUUU
Molecule: messenger RNA, 1578 nt
Organism: Klebsormidium nitens
Lineage: Eukaryota; Viridiplantae; Streptophyta; Klebsormidiophyceae; Klebsormidiales; Klebsormidiaceae
Source: the annotation of a GenBank genome assembly